Molecule: messenger RNA, 2940 nt
Organism: Budorcas taxicolor (takin)
Lineage: Eukaryota; Metazoa; Chordata; Mammalia; Artiodactyla; Bovidae
Gene: KCTD9
Product: potassium channel tetramerization domain containing 9
Exons: 12
Coding region: 63-1232 (389 amino acids)
Biological process (GO): intracellular signal transduction; protein homooligomerization
Molecular function (GO): protein binding
Source: RefSeq, a predicted model, not a curated record
AGGUGGGAGGAGAGACAGGUGGGAGGGUGGCGACUCACUCAGGAUCCGGUGGGGGCAACGCAAUGAGGCGGGUGACCCUGUUCCUUAACGGCAGCCCCAAGAAUGGAAAGGUGGUCGCUGUAUAUGGAACUUUAUCUGAUUUGCUUUCUGUGGCCAGCAAUAAACUCGGCAUAAAAGCCACCAGUGUGUAUAAUGGGAAAGGUGGACUGAUUGAUGAUAUUGCUUUGAUCAGGGAUGAUGAUGUUUUGUUUGUGUGUGAAGGAGAACCAUUUAUUGAUCCUCAGACAGAUUCUAAACUGCCUGAAGGGCUGUCAGGAUCUCACACAGACUGGCUCACAUUAAAUGUUGGAGGGCGGUACUUUACAACCACACGGAGCACUUUAGUGAAUAAAGAACCCGACAGUAUGCUGGCCCACAUGUUUAAGGACAAAGGUGUCUGGGGAAAUAAACAAGAUCAUAGAGGAGCUUUCUUAAUUGACCGAAGUCCUGAGUACUUUGAACCCAUUUUGAACUAUUUGCGUCACGGACAGCUCAUUGUCAACGAUGGGAUUAAUUUAUUGGGUGUGUUAGAAGAAGCGAGAUUUUUUGGUAUUGACUCAUUGAUUGAACAUCUGGAAGUGGCAAUAAAGAAUUCACAACCACCAGAGGAUCAUUCACCCAUAUCUCGAAAGGAAUUUGUCCGGUUUCUGCUCGCCACUCCAACCAAAUCAGAAUUGCGUUGCCAGGGUUUAAACUUCAGUGGUGCUGAUCUUUCUCGAUUGGACCUGCGAUACAUUAACUUCAAAAUGGCCAAUUUAAGUCGCUGCAAUCUUGCCCACGCCAAUCUCUGCUGUGCAAAUCUUGAACGAGCCGAUCUCUCUGGAUCAGUCCUUGAUUGUGCAAAUCUCCAGGGCGUCAAGAUGCUGUGUUCUAAUGCAGAGGGAGCAUCCUUGAAGCUGUGUAAUUUUGAAGAUCCCUCUGGUCUUAAAGCCAAUUUAGAAGGUGCUAAUCUGAAAGGUGUGGAUAUGGAAGGAAGUCAAAUGACAGGAAUUAACCUGAGAGUUGCAACCUUAAAGAAUGCAAAGUUGAAGAACUGUAACCUCAGAGGGGCAACUCUGGCAGGAACUGAUUUGGAGAAUUGUGACCUGUCUGGGUGUGACCUUCAAGAAGCCAACCUGAGGGGUUCCAACGUGAAGGGCGCCAUCUUUGAAGAGAUGCUGACGCCACUACACAUGUCACAGAGCGUCAGAUGAGAGGCCUGGAGGGAGGAAGUUGCCGAAGACGACAAAAGUUAUCACUCUUCUUUCCCCACCCACUCGGUUACCUAGAAGAAGUAACACUGUAAGGGAAUUAAAAAAACAUUUAGAGGAUUAUGCUUGUUCUCAGAGGUGCAUAAGGGGGAAAAAGUGACUUUUUCCCCCCACAUUCUGAUUUUUAACAGAGAAGCACUCCUUCAGUAGAUUUAGGGAAGCUAGAUUAGAUUGCUGCCUUUGGAGUGGAGUAGGGGGAUUGGCCUGGUGGCCUUGCAACCAGGAAUAAAUAGUAUCUAUUAUAUUUGCUUUUAAAUAGGCAUGAUGUUGAAAUACCAUCUGGGUUUGAAAUGCAUUUGAGGAUUUUAUUUAUGAAAAGCACAACAUAUGCAAUUAUAUUUAUUGACUCUCUAGAUGCAGUAUGGAUAUUUAAAUUGUUGAACUUUACAGUUUUGCAGAAGUUGUUCAGGUUUCUAGAUAGCUUUAGUGGGGCCUCUCCUACUUUGAAUACCUGUCGCACCGUGUGAAGAUGGUAAGAUCAGACUCCCCAAGGCUCUCUUUUCAGGUUCAUUUUAAGAAUUUUUUUUAAAGUACAAAGCAGUAGCUAAAUUAAAGAAACCCUGUUACUGAUUGAGAUAGAGUGGCAGGAAAGAGACAUCAUAUAUACAUCAUUGUCAGCUAAAUUUGCAGUGGAACUCUCUGGAUGGUGAACAAUUUACCUACAGCUUUUAAUUGAGGUUUUCAACUUGCAAGUUCCACUCCAUGCCAGCCCAGGCAAUUUUAUGUAUUUACACUACUUGCUUAGUUUCCUCCCUGUAUAGUCAAAACAAGCAUAGGAAGAGAGUUGAAAACCAAAAACUGAAGGUGCAUAAUUAACAUUCAUUGAACUCAAAUGCCAGAUAAACAGGGCCAGCUUGGAAAUAGGUGUGAAAUCCAAACCCACUGCCAUCAAAGCUAUAAAAUAUGAAUGAAUAUGGCAGAUUCAUCUUUUAGAAGUCAACAGAACUGUAGCUCUGACCCUACAGUGGGGAACGAAGAAUUUUAAACUGACAGUUUGACUAUAGUUAUCAAAAAGCUUAAAUAGAAAUAAAGAUAUUUGGCUGGUUCCAAGAUGGACUACCAAUUCAGUCAGCACCUUGGUUCUUAUAGUUCUGGUGUGUUGUAGUUUAAUACAUUUUAGCCUGGCUUCCUCGAGUCACUUGCUCUGCAGGGACAGGGCCUGAACUUCCUUACCAGUAACUGGUGUGUCCUUAUGUCAACCCCAAGAGCAGGGAUGUAAGCUGUGUCCAAAUGGGUUCUGACUUCUCCAGACUCAUCCAUGUGAGGCAAGGAAUCGUUAAAAACCACUUUGUCUCCUGUGGGAGAAUGACAUGUCUUCAGUAUUCACAUAGCUUAUUCUUCUAUACAUAUGCAAAGCUUUCCUCAACAGUAAAGGGUACAUAUGCAUAAGUGGGAGGAGACAGACCUUUACAGGCGAAGGAAAGCAACUUCAGAAAUGAAUUAUUUUCUUUGCUUUAUUAUUUUUACUGAGACAGAGAAGUAUUGUAUUGAGAGAUAAUCUAUUUUCAUAAUCAAUAUGUGCCUAAAUUAUAUUUAAAUCAUUUCACUCUGUACUAUAUUUUCAGUAAUUAGAGAAUGUGUUGUUCAUCCACUUAAAGGUACCUCUGUAGACAUAACCUAAACCUGCAGAAGACUCUGAAAGAUCCACAGU